Molecule: messenger RNA, 1750 nt
Organism: Magnolia sinica
Lineage: Eukaryota; Viridiplantae; Streptophyta; Magnoliopsida; Magnoliales; Magnoliaceae
Product: UPF0481 protein At3g47200-like
Exons: 1
Coding region: 155-1669 (504 amino acids)
Source: RefSeq, a predicted model, not a curated record
UCCAAACGCCUAAGAAUCAGAUCUCAGGUGAGGAGAGAUGCUAACAGGCAGCAAAGACUAAAAUCAGUGUAUCGGGCAUUCUAUCGUUUACUACCAACACAGGUUCGGAUUGCCCUGUAUUUAGUUGUUUCAGGCCAAUACAGCUGCAUCGUUCAUGGAAGAUAUCGAGAUUGGGACGAGUUGUAAGCAGAAAGAUGAGCGUGAAGUAGAACUGGAAGUGAGCAGAUCGACAAAAGCCCCACGGAGAAGGAGAACCACAGGUGGGCAUGCGCUGGCCAAUUCCAUGAAGAAAUCGCUCGACGCAUCUGUUUCCAAGACCAGACGUGGAAAGCCGCCUACUAUCUACAAAGUCCCACAAAGAAUCCGUCGAGGAAACAACGAAGCGUACGAUCCCCAGAUUCUGUCGAUCGGCCCAUAUCAUCGGGGUAAGAAGAGCCUACAAGGCAUGGAAGAGCAUAAAUGGCGGUACCUACAUUCGAUCCUCUCCCGCAAUCCCAACCAUCAGUUGGAAGAUUACCUUGAAGCGAUCAAGGAAUUGGAGGAUCAAGCGAGAAGUUGCUACUACGACAGUUUGGACCCACACACAAUCUACAAGGGGAACGAGUUUGUGAAAAUGAUGGUGCUUGAUGGUUGCUUCAUCAUCGAGCUCUUUCUCAAGCUAAAAGAGGAGUUAUAUGAGGUGGACCCGAUAUUUAGUAUGAUUUGGAUGCUGCCUCUUAUUGGGUAUGAUAUGCUUCUCCUCGAAAAUCAAAUUCCUUUCUUCAUUCUGCGGUGUAUAUUUGAAAUGGUUAGUCCGGAGAACAAACCCUUCCCAUAUUCACUUCCUGAGCUUGCCCUUGAUUUCUUUGAUCAAUUCAUCCCUAGGAAUAAGGAAAUUCCUAUCAUGAUCAUGGAUUCCAUCCAUCAUCUUCUACAUUUGUUCCACUCGCAUUUGAUUCCGACCCCAACUCGUUGUAAUGAGUCCAACAACCGUUCACUCAAUCCUAUCGUCGACUCCAUUCCUAACAAGUGGAAGAGUCUACUCGUGUUAUUGCGCGUAAACCGUUUUUUCCCAAAUUCAAAUAAGGCCCACUUGCCCAUUAGUAACAAUCAAUCUCCACCCUCGCUGCCCAUCAAGAUGAUCCCUUGCGCGGUUGAGCUCCAACUGGCGGGGGUCAUAUUCAAGAAGAAAGAGAAGUGGAGUAGCAUCUUGGACGUGAAAUUUAGUAAUGGGGUGAUGGAAAUCCCGCCGAUUUCGGUAAAUGCCUUCACCGAUUCUCUCUUUCGGAACCUUGUAGCAUUCGAACAAUGCUAUCCAAAUACAAGAAUCCGCUUCACAACUUAUGUUUUGUUCAUGGAUUGUAUUAUCAACACAUCCAAGGAUGUAGCGUUGCUCCAUCGCAAUGGGAUCAUAGAUCAUUUACUGGGAAGCGAUGAGGAUGUGGCCCACCAAUUUAACCGGCUUAGUGGUGGAACGUUCGAUUUUGAGAAUAAUUACCUUUCGGGUCUAUACAAGGAUGUGGAAGAACAUUGCAAGACUAAAUGGAAUAUGCGGUGGGCGAGCUUAAGGCGGGAUUAUUUCACCAACCCAUGGGCCAGCCUUUCUUCAACUGCAGCUGCCAUCCUCCUCAUGGUUGCCAUCACCCAAACCUUCUUCGCCAUCUUGUCUUUUUUUCGAACUCUGUCAUAAAUCUUGAUCAUCAUGUUUUAAUGAUUUAGAUAAUGAUUUUUCUCAUUUGUGUUUUGCUAAUAAAAGUAUCUAUUGUGUGUG